UAGUCUGUAAAGGAUGCCAAAUGAGAGAAUUUCCCACUCAAGGCAAACUGAGGAACAAGACUGUUUACAAAGUCAAUAUGUCAGUAAUAAUGUAGAAAUGACAAUCAAGCAAGAAAAUGGUGGUGAUGUGGAGGUGGAGGAAUGUCUCCCAUCUUGUUCCCCUGCUGAUGGGCCAUCCACCUCUGCUGAGAGGUGUGCAUCAGCAACUCCAAGGAGAGGGCCAGCCCUGCUGCACAUCGACAGACAUCAGAUCCAGGCAGUGGAGCCCAGCGUGCAGGCCCUUGAACUGCAGGGUUUGGGUGUGGAUGUCUAUGACCAGGAUGUGCUAGAGCAAGGUGUGCUUCAGCAAGUGGACCAAGCAAUCCAUGAGGCCAGCUGUGUGGCCCAGCUUGCUGAUGUGGAGAAGGAGUAUCGGUCAGUACUGGAUGACCUCACGUCAUGUACGACAUCCCUAAGGCAAAUCAAUAAAAUUAUUGAACAACUUAGCCCUCAAGCUGCCACCAACAGAGACAUCAACAGGAAACUAGAUUCUGUAAGACGACAGAAGUUUAAUAAGGAACAGCAACUAAAAAAGAUCACUGCAAAACAAAAACGUCUCCAGGCCAUUCUUGGAGGAGCAGAGGUAAAAGUUGAACUAGAUCAUGCCAGUCUGGAGGAGGAGGAUGCAGAGCCUGGGCCAUCCUGUCUCGGCAGCAUGCUCAUGCCUGUCCAGGAGGCUGCCUGGGAGGAGCUCAUCCGCACUGGCCAGAUGACACCUUUUGGUACCCAGAUCCCUCAAAAACAGGAGAAAAAGCCUAGAAAAAUAAUGCUUAAUGAAGCAUCAGACUUUGAAAAGUAUUUGGCAGAUCAAGCAAAACUGUCUUUUGAAAGAAAGAAGCAAGCUUAUACUAAAAGAGCUGCUAGAAAAGCUCCAGCCACUGUCACUUCUGAGUUGACCCCAACACAAAAUAAAAACAAACCAAACAAGAAAACCAAAGUUCUCUCAAAAACAGAUAAACGCUUGAAAAAGCACAUCAAGAAACUCCAGAAGAAGGCUCUGCAGUUUCAGGGGAAAGUGGGAUUGCCAAAGGCAAAGAAACCAUGGGAGUCAGAUAUGAGGCCAAAUGCAGAGGGAGACUCUGGGAGUGAAGAGUCGGAAUACUUCCCGUCGGGGGAGGAUGAGGAGGACGAUGUGGAGGGGACGAGGGCAGACCUAUCUGGAGAUGGCACCAGCUGUGAACUGAGGCCUGUGCGCAAGAGCUGCAAACGGCAGAAGAAAGUCCUGGUACAGGAGAUUGAUGAUGACUUUUUCUCAAGUUCCGGAGAAGAAGCUGAAGCCACAGGAGGAGGAGGUCAAAAAGUAGCGAGAUGCCGAGAUGAUGGAGAUGAAGAUUAUUAUAAGCAGCGGUUAAGGAGAUGGAAUAAAUUGAGACUGCAGGACAAAGAGAAGCGCCUGAAGCUGGAAGAUGAUUCUGAGGAAAGCGAUGCCGAAUUUGAUGAAGGUUUUAAAGUGCCGGGUUUUCUGUUCAGAAAGCUUUUUAAGUACCAGCAGACAGGUGUUAGGUGGCUGUGGGAAUUACACUGCCAGCAGGCAGGAGGAAUUCUGGGAGAUGAAAUGGGAUUGGGCAAGACCAUCCAGAUAAUUGCCUUUUUGGCAGGUCUGAGCUACAGCAAGAUCAGGACUCGUGGUUCAAAUUACAGGUUCGAGGGGUUGGGUCCAACUGUAAUUGUCUGUCCAACGACAGUGAUGCAUCAGUGGGUGAAGGAAUUUCACACGUGGUGGCCUCCAUUCAGAGUGGCAAUUCUGCAUGAAACUGGUUCCUAUACCCACAAAAAGGAGAAACUAAUUCGAGAUAUUGCACAUUAUCAUGGAAUUUUGAUCACUUCUUACUCCUACAUUCGACUGAUGCAGGAUGACAUUGGCAGGUAUGGCUGGCACUAUGUGAUCUUGGAUGAAGGACACAAAAUUCGAAAUCCAAAUGCUGCUGUCACUCUUGCUUGCAAACAGUUCCGCACUCCUCAUCGGAUCAUCUUGUCUGGCUCACCAAUGCAAAAUAACCUCCGAGAGCUGUGGUCACUCUUUGACUUUGUCUUUCCUGGAAAGUUAGGCACAUUGCCCGUGUUUAUGGAGCAGUUCUCUGUUCCCAUCACGAUGGGGGGAUAUUCAAAUGCUUCCCCGGUACAGGUUAAAACUGCUUAUAAGUGUGCAUGUGUCUUACGAGAUACAAUAAAUCCAUACCUACUGCGGAGAAUGAAGUCAGAUGUCAAGAUGAGCCUUUCUUUGCCGGAUAAAAAUGAACAGGUCUUAUUUUGCCGUCUUACAGAUGAACAGCAUAAAGUCUACCAAAAUUUCAUUGAUUCCAAAGAAGUUUACAGGAUUCUCAAUGGAGAGAUGCAGAUUUUCUCUGGACUUGUAGCCUUAAGAAAAAUCUGCAACCACCCUGAUCUCUUUUCUGGAGGUCCCAAAAAUCUCAAAGGUCUUCCAGAUGACGAACUAGAAGAAGAUCAGUUUGGAUACUGGAAACGUUCUGGGAAAAUGAUUGUUGUUGAGUCUUUGUUGAAAAUAUGGCACAAACAGGGUCAACGAGUAUUGCUGUUUUCUCAGUCAAGACAGAUGCUGCACAUACUUGAAGUUUUCCUUAGAGCACGGAAGUAUUCCUAUCUCAAGAUGGAUGGUACCACUACAAUAGCUUCAAGACAGCCACUGAUUACAAGAUACAAUGAGGACACAUCUAUAUUUGUGUUUCUUCUGACCACUCGGGUGGGCGGCAUAGGUGUCAACCUAACAGGGGCAAACAGAGUCAUCAUCUAUGACCCCGACUGGAACCCAAGCACAGACACUCAGGCCCGGGAGCGAGCAUGGAGAAUAGGCCAGAAGAAGCAGGUGACUGUGUACAGACUCCUGACUGCGGGUACCAUUGAAGAAAAGAUCUACCACCGACAGAUCUUCAAGCAGUUUUUGACAAAUAGAGUGCUAAAAGACCCAAAGCAAAGAAGAUUUUUCAAAUCCAAUGAUCUUUAUGAGCUCUUUACUCUGACUAGCCCCGAUGUAUCCCAGAGUACUGAAACAAGUGCUAUUUUUGCAGGAACUGGUUCAGAUGUUCAGGCACCCAAACGCCAUUUUAAAAAAAAGAGUCAACCAACCUUUGAAAUAGACCCUGAUGUUCCAAAACACAAAAAGUUCCCUGGUUCUGAUGCAUCUGCAAAUGAUGCCAUGUCAUCUGAAGAGAAAUCUAAGGCUAUAGGAGCUGAAAUAAAUACCAUAACUUCUAAUCAAAGUGAUCCUUUGAAAGAUAACCCUCACACGAGUAGUAAUGUAACUAACAAUGACAGGCUUGGAGAAGAGACAAACACAGGGUCUAGACCAGCGGAGUCAUCAGUGAUUAAUGGAAAGGGGGAAUGUUCCGAUUCUCCAAGAAUUAGCAAAACAUCCAGGCCACCUGGUGAGGAAAGCAUCGAUGAAAAGCAGGGUCUUUCUUACAAAAGAGAAAACUGCCAGGUUCAAAUAGAACCUCUUUGGGAGAAUGAACAAACAGAAAAUAAUUUUUAUAAGCACAAGUCAAAAACAAAACAUCACAGUGUGGCAGAAGACGAGACCUUGGAGAAACAUCUGAGACCAAAGCAAAAGCCUAAGAACUCUAAGCAUCAUAGAGAUGCCAAGUUUGAAGGAACUCGAAUUCCACACCUCGUGAAGAAAAGGCAGUAUCAGAAGCAAGACAGUGAAAACAAGAGUGAGGUCAAGGAACAGAGCAAUGAUGAUUAUGUUUUGGAAAAGCUUUUUAAAAAAUCAGUCGGUGUGCACAGUGUCUUGAAGCAUGAUGCCAUCAUGGAUGGAGCCAACCCCGAUUAUGUGCUGGUGGAGGCAGAAGCCAACCGAGUGGCCCAGGAUGCCCUGAAAGCAUUGAGGCUCUCUCGUCAGAGGUGCCUGGGAGCAGGGUCUGGUGUUCCCACCUGGACUGGCCACAGGGGAAUUUCUGGUGCACCAGGAGGAACAAAGAGUAGAUUUGGUAAGAAAAGGAAUUCUAACUUCUCUUCAACUUCUCCAACAGAUAAGUGCCAGGAUGGCAUCAUGAAAAAGGAGGGAAGAGAUAAUGUCCCUGGGCAUUUUAGUGGAACAGCAGAAGAUGCAGAAUCCUCAUCUGAGGUCCUCCCUUCAUCCUCACUCUUGGCUAAAAUGAGAGCGAGAAACCACCUGAUUCUGCCACAGCGGUUAGAGAGUGAUGACGGGCACCUGCAAGAGGUUUCUGCCUCACUGCCCACCACAGAACAUGAUGACCUUCUGGUAGAAAUUAGGAACUUCAUUGCUUUCCAGGCCCACGUUGAUGGCCAGGCCAGCACUAGGGAGAUACUGCAGGAGUUUGAAUCCAAGUUGUCUGCAUCGCAGUCUUGUGUCUUCCGAGAACUAUUGAGAAAUCUGUGCACUUUUCAUAGAACUUCUGGUGGUGAGGGAAUUUGGAAACUCAAGCCAGAAUACUGCUGAGCACCAUUGUUUCCUAAACUUUGAACUCACCUUUUCCAAUAGAAAUUCCCGAUUAUUAUUCUAUGAUUAAUAAUUAUGUUUGUUGACGGAAGUUGUCUUCACUUGAUAUUUACUUUGCAUGACAUCUACCUCAUAACUUUAAAGAAGACGAAGCUUUUCUCCGAAACUUAAAUGUUUUAGUAAUGCUAACUAAAAGAGAAAAUACUUGAAUUGAUUUUUUUUUUUUUUGGUCACUCUGGAUUAUGUUAAAAAACCAAGAAUCUAACAGUUACUCCUUGCAGCACGUUUGUUCCUUUACCCAAAAGGUAAGUGUCAGGGAGCACAUUUAGUAGUAUGCAGAACAGAAAUCUCAAGAAUUAUUUUUAUUGGUGCUAAAAGUGGGUCUUAAGUUGGUCAGACCCGUUCAAUAAAUUAGUUAAUCAGUGUCUGAUAACAGCAUUAUUUUGAUGCAUACCUUUAAACACUUAAAUUUAUUGUUUGCUACCCCAAAAAAGUAGAUUUGUUAUCUGUAAUUUGUUAAUCUUAUUGUCUUUAAAAUAUCUUCUUUUGAAGGUACUGUUAAAUUGACAGGUAUGUUUACUAGUAAAGCAUGAAAUAGUGUGGUAAUAAAUUAUAAAACAUGUAGUUGUGGAAAGUUGUAGAGUAUUCCAUUUACCCUGGCUUUACUUUAAGCAUAGGACAUCUUUUGUCCUGCCUACAGUGACUAUUGAUUUUUUUUAAAUGUUAAAUAUUAGAAAAUCCAAGCAGAACCAAAAAUAGGUGCAUAAAACCAUACACAUGCAUGCACACAAAUAUCACUGCAGACGACAACCAGACACAGCCAUCGGUACUGGGAAGUGACAUCACCAGGCUUCUCUCAGCCUGCAGUCGGCGUCUUUGACCCUUUUUGUUGUUUUCUUGUGGAGCUGGCUCUGCUGAGGGUGCUGAUUGUGUCCUGUCAGAGCCACGUUGCUCUCCCAGUUAUCUUCUCUCCAGGUGCCUUCAUCUUGCGCCUACCUUUACAUUCACUGUGACACUCUUUCCUAUGUCUGCGGUGCGGUUUUCAGCUCAGGCUGUUCUGUUUCUGACUGUUAUUUAUGUAUUUAUGGUUCUAUGAUUAUGUUGCUUUGAUCCUUAGUUUAUUGUCUUACCUUGUUUAUCUUGUUUCCUUCUCAUCCUUCUCAUGGUUAUUUUAUCAUCUUGUCUAUGAAGUCUUGUUUUCUUAAAUUCAUUGUAUUCCUUGGCUUUCUUCUCUAGCCAUUCCAAUGCAUUUUUUUUUUUUUAGUUGUGUUCCCUGGCUUGCUGUUUGUCUUCUCACGUUUUUCUAUGUUAUGCUUGCCUUCCUCCAUGCCAUUUCUUUACAUCUUGCUCAUGCUAAAAGUGGACAGCUGUGUCUGGAUCUUCUGUUUGCUCUUCCUUACCACCCAGAGAGGACAGUUCUUAGAGUGAGGUAUGGCUGGGCUGCUGUAGCUUUGGUGAAAGGACAUGGAUUUUGCUUUCUCUGCUGUGAUGUUUUCCCCGCCUUAGACCAGGAAUCCUUUCCUUAGACAGAUGUCCUACCCUGAGUAUGAUUAUGUCAGAAUUUUUUACUUUUCUGGGAUUCUAGUUUGUUUUUGUUUUUGUUUUUUUCCUGUUUAGGGAGAAAGAUACUAUUUUCAUCACAUUGUCAUAAUUAUUUAGAAGUCGUAGAAGGGAUUUUUAAACACAUCAUUAAGUUUUAAACUUGAGUACAUGACUCAGAAGGGAGUCAGAACUCAUGAUUAGUUUGUUCCUGGCGAGCUCUUUAUAUUUUUUAAAAUACUCAUUGACCUAUAAGGAAAUUGUAUCCCCUUGUUCUCAGGGUGAAGUACUGACCCAGUUAACCAGUGUGAGACGCCUGGGCAUCAUAUCUAUAUUUGACCUAGAGAAGGUGUAGCCCUCUCUUCAAGUAAAAAUUAUUGCAUCAAAAGUUACGAUGCAGUAGAAGCCAGGUUCUUUCCAGUUCUUGUUUCAAUUCUGCCACUGACAUGUUAUGACCUGGGGUAGGUUGUAUCUCAGUGUGAAGAGCUGUAAACAUUGUCAUCUUGCGUCCUGGAUGGAAGGACUUAGAGACAAUGCUGUAAGUUGAAUGGGGUAACUUAUUUGUGCAAAUAAAAUCUAAUUUUUUGAACUUUAAAAGCUUUGUACACUGUAGAUAGAUUUAAUGUAUUUAACAUGUUAUAUCAAUACAAAUAAAGGAUUUUAAAAUGUUGUCAAAUGUUUUAAAUUCUCUAGUUAGUAUAUGAAUGUACCAUCACUGUUCAAAAAUUUCAAUCAAUAUUCUGCCUCCCCACUUCCACACCAAUUUUACUUCUGUUCCAGAGCUAAGUACAGUAUGUAUUUAGUGUGUAUGCUGUUACAAAAACAACUGACACAGUCUGCUGCUAUAAAGUCUGUUUUUCCCUUAUGUACUAAUAAAAUCCCUGAGUUUUGCCCAGACACAUGGCUGUUCAACUAAAGACUGUACUUCUUAGCCUCCCUUCCAGUUAAUUGUGACCACGUGGCUAAAUUUUAGACAAUGGGAUGUGAGUAAAACUACCCAGUUAGGCCCUUGAUGUUCCCCUUUUCAUUUUGGCUGAAAGACCAGUGAGAGCUUUAGCGGUGACCUGGAAUCUCAAGAGAUGGAAGUCAUGUGUUGAGGACAGAGAGGUUGAACUGCUUUUCCUUUGACCUGUUACUUAAAAGAAAAAUAAAUUACUGACUUGUCUAA
Molecule: messenger RNA, 7166 nt
Organism: Carlito syrichta (Philippine tarsier)
Lineage: Eukaryota; Metazoa; Chordata; Mammalia; Primates; Tarsiidae
Gene: ERCC6
Product: ERCC excision repair 6, chromatin remodeling factor
Exons: 20
Coding region: 14-4459 (1481 amino acids)
Biological process (GO): transcription-coupled nucleotide-excision repair
Cellular component (GO): nucleus
Molecular function (GO): ATP-dependent chromatin remodeler activity; ATP binding
Source: RefSeq, a predicted model, not a curated record